AUGCUGCCCCGACCGGCUGAGACCAUAUCGUAUACUUCGAUUUUUGAUGGUACCAAGAGAAUUCUAGACAAGGAGGCGCAUUCAUACGGCGAUUGUAGGAAAGUUAAUGAGUUCGAGAAAAUUAACCGAGUAGGUGAAGGUACCUAUGGAGUGGUAUACAGAGCUCGGGACACGGUUUCCGGCAGAAUAGUGGCUUUAAAACAAGUGAGAGUAAGUGACACACCUUCAAAUGGAAUAUCAGAGUCUGCUUUGCGAGAGAUUACACUCCUACAAAAGCUGCGACAUCAGAAUAUAGUUGAUCUCAGAGAAGUUGCAGUAUCGCGAAGUUAUAAAGGAAUGUUCUUAGUGAUGGAAUUUUGUGAACAAGAUCUGGCCUCUUUGCUUGACACCUUAUCCGCUCCCUUCACCCCUGGUCAAAUCAAAUGUCUGGUACAACAACUAUUCGCAGCGUUGAACUUCAUGCAUUCUAACUUCGUUCUACAUCGAGAUUUAAAAGUUUCGAACCUCCUAUUAACAGACGCCGGUGUGUUGAAAGUUGCCGACUUUGGGUUAGCUAGAAUUUUUGGUGAUGAGGGAAUGUACAUGACUCCUCGUGUAGUUACUUUAUGGUAUCGAUGUCCUGAACUUCUCUUCGGAGCUAAAACUCAAACUACAGCUAUUGAUAUAUGGUCAGCAGGAUGUAUUUUUGCUGAGCUAUUACUAGGAAGACCUUUCUUGCCUGGAAAAGGGGAUAUAGAUCAAAUCGAAAAAAUCAUCCAGCUACUGGGUACCCCAACAACCAAGAUUUGGCCUGAACUAGAAGAUAUGCCCGAUUUACAGAAUUUCAGUUUACGAUCUCAACCUUACAAUAAAUUAAAGACUGUUUUCGAAAGUGCUACUCAAGCAACCCUUGACCUUCUCAAUGGACUUUUUGCUUAUGAUCCCAAAAGAAGGUUAACUGCUCAGAAAGUUUUAGAACAUGAAUAUUUCAAAGAAUAUCCUUUGCCUUGCGAACCAGAUAUGAUGCCAUUCCGUACUACAUAA
Molecule: messenger RNA, 1023 nt
Organism: Auanema sp. JU1783
Lineage: Eukaryota; Metazoa; Nematoda; Chromadorea; Rhabditida; Rhabditidae
Source: the annotation of a GenBank genome assembly